CAGGUAUUUCCUUUGGUUCCGAGUGCCAUGCCAUCUAACCAGCUGGCUGUCCUCCUGCUACACUCUGUGGAGGCAAGAGGUGGGGUGGGGGGCUGGGCUAGAGGCUCGUAGAGAGCAGCAUCACCUGAGGAGAGUGAUGCUGGUAGAUGGUAUCAGGUAGUAGGUUAGCAAUAAGGUGUGAGCAGUGAGGUUGCUUAAUGAAGACCAGGUGGUAUGAAAAAAAAAAAAAGAAGAAAAACACUGGGUAGAGGCACCAUGUGUGAGAGCAGCAACAAAUGGUGGAGAGCAGAAGUAGCACUGGAGAAGCAGGUGGUGUCAGUGGGUGUGAUUGUGUGUAAGGAAGAGAGAGGGACUAGUGACAGAUUUUUGUUUUUUUAUGUGUAGAUAAGAGCAAAGUGUGAGGAUUCAUGUUGUGGUUGCAGCUGCUGCUGUCAACCAGAUGGAAAACCUUUGGGAACUAAAGUGCUCCGAUGGGCGUGUGUGGGUGUAAAAAAAAUAAUACAGAAAAGACAAAAUAAUAUUGUGAAUUUCAAAAGAAAAUAAGCCUUUCUGCCUCUCAAUAAAAGUGUAUUAUAAGUGGAUGAAUGGGUGGGUCUAUCUUUAAAGAGAUGCUCUGGCUUUUCCCCUGGGAACUCAAUCCAACCUCUUAUCUUCAAUCCCCUUCUUUCCUCUUUUAAUCUCGAAGGAAGUUUUGCAACCUUGUUGAAAAUUACUUCCUGGACAGAGCCAAGAAAAAUCUCAGCAAAAUGAGUAAAAUUAUAUUAUGGAGGAGUUAAAUUUAAGUAAGAAUGUGAGACAGUAUGCUUAAUUCAUUGGAAAACACCUUCACCUAAGACAUAAUUAGAGGUGAAGUGAAGAGUGAAGACUUUUCAGAGGAAGAGGCAGCAUCACAUGGCUCAGGGAAUUCAUCCACAUUAAUUUCACUCUCUUACUUCUUUCCCUCCCCUCACCUUUUUCCUUCCUCCCCUCCUCUUUCAUCCCUCGCUUGCUGCUCACCAAGGGACAGUCUCGUAGCCGGUGUUUAGAAGGGAAGCGAGACAAAAGAGAGAAGUCAUGAAAGACGGGGAGAGAAUGAAAGGAGGUUCAAAAGAACAGAAGAUAAAAAAAUGGUUUACUCGUAAAUGGACGGCCAACGCUGGGGCCUGUUAUCCUAAGCAAGAUCCCGAGCGUGGCGGCAGUCACAUGAUCUCCACAGAUGACCUGGAGUAUCCACGAGAGUACAGGACGCUGGGGAACAGCGGCCGGCGUUUCUCCAAUGUUGGCUUGGUGCACACAUCUGAGCACCGCCACACUGUCAGCGCCGCACAGAGUCUGGAGGCCCUGACCAACUUGCAUAAGGCUGACAUGGAACGGAAGAGGGACGCCUUCAUGGAUCAUCUGAAGAGCAAAUACCAACAGCAGCAGCAACAGCAGCAGCAGCAGCAGCUGCAGCAUCCGCAUCACAGCCCCCACCACAACCCACCAUCACCCUCACCAUCCCAUGCCAGCAUGAGGGGCUCCUCGGAUCGGUCUGCUAGAGAACAGCAACAGCCCAACUACUGGAGCUUUAAGAGUCGCAGUCCACGCCAUUCCCAGUCCACCCAGUCCGGACUUGCGGACCAGGCAGCCAAGCUUUCCUUUGCCUCCGCCGAAUCCCUGGAGACCAUGUCAGAAGCUGACAUGCCCCUCGGGUUCAACAGGAUGAACCGAUUCCGCCAGAGCCUGCCACUGUCUCGUUCUGCCAGCCAGAAUAAGCUAAGAUCUCCAGAUGAAUUUUCAGGCGUGCUCUUCCUGCAGUAUGGAGAUGAGACACGUCGGGUUCACAUCACCCACGAGCUGAGCAGCAUGGACACGCUGCACGCUCUCAUCGUGCACAUGUUCCCUCAGAAGUUGACGGCGGGAAUGCUGAAGUCACCCAACACUGCGAUCCUAAUCAAAGACGAGGCCCGAAACGUCUUCUACGAGCUGGAGGACGUCCGGGAUAUUCAGGACCGUAGCAUCAUCAAGAUUUACCGCAAAGAACCCAUCUAUGCUUCUUACCCUGCGGCUGCACACCUGGCUAACGGAGACCUGCGGAGAGAAAUGGUUUACUCAUCUCGGGAAUCUUCCCCAACGCGCCGCCUCAACACUCUUCCUUCCUCUUCGACCUCGGCACCCUCUGGCUCUCCGUCCCGCUCUCGCCUCUCUUACAGCGGGGGGCGUACUCCUUCCUUCUCCGGAAACCAUCCUCAACACGAGCAGCCCAGACAUCCCCACCAUCCUCCAGGUGGCCAUGGUGCCAACAUGGGUCUGUCUCCAUCACCAAGUGCCAUCCUGGAGCGCCGUGAUGUCAAACCAGAUGAAGAAGUUUCUGCAAAAAAGCUGGCUCUGAUGAAAAAUGAGGCACUGUAUGCUGAUCCCUACAGUUUGAUGAAUGAGGGUCGCCUCAGCAUUGCCUCCACCCAGUCUUUGGCUGCCAUUGGAGACCCUUUCAGCUACCCUGUUACCACUGGCCUCUACCGGCGAGGGUCCGUACGCUCUCUUAGCACCUACUCUGCCGCUGCCCUUCAGGGAGACCUGGAGGACUCAUUCUACAAGCCUGGAGGUUCACUAUACUCGGACACGUACUCCUCUGCAACCCUGGGAAUGGGGUUCCGCAUGCCGCCCUCGUCCCCACAAAAAAUCCCUGACAUGCAGCUGAGGGACAGGGACUCGUAUUCCACUUCACCACGACCCUCGCCUGUCAGGCAGACUUUCCGGAAAGACUCUGCCUCCUCCUCUGUGUUUGUGGAAAGCCCGAAGUCGAGGCCCAGCUCCAGUUCAGAGCCUGGUUUUGGUCCUUCUUUAUCUGGACAAGACGCAGACACAAGCAGGGAUCACCGCCUGGAGCGUAUGGAGGCCAUGGAGAAGCAAAUAGCCAGCCUGACGGGCCUCGUGCAGAGUGUACUGACCAGGGCACCAGACAGCGACAGCACAUGCGGCCUACUGCGUCUCUGCAUGAUGGCGGGCUGCCCUCCAGACCAAGGGACGGAGUUUUCACGGCCAUUACCUUUCUCUUCCAGCGAGAAGACCGAAACUAACAGUGACGGCUCCGCCACUGGAACUGGACGUCAGAAGAAGAAAGCAGCCAACACGCCGUCAGCACCUUUAGCUCUGAUGCCACCACCGCCAUCUAACACAACCCCGGUGAACGGUGUGGGUCGCCUGCAGAUGAAACUCCAUCUGCACGGUCUGCAGCAAAAUGCCACCGACCUUCGCAAACAGCUCGGUCAGCUUCGCAAGAUACAGAUGGAGAACCAGGAUUCAGUGCGAACUCUGCUGAAACGGACAGAGGCUGAGCUAAACGUACGCGUAGCAGAUGCCUUGCGGAAGCAAGAAGAUCCUUUGCAGAGACAACGCCUCCUUGUGGAGGAGGAAAGACUCAAGUACCUCAACGAAGAAGAACUCAUCAUCCAGCAGCUCCAUGACCUGGAGAAAUCAGUGGAGGAGAUCCAGAAGGAGUCGUCUGUCAACCACAAGCUGGUGACAGUGCAGGAGUUGGAGGAGAAGGCUACAGUUCUGAGAAAGCUGGGAGAAACACUCACAGAGUUGAAAAAUCAAUUCCCGAGCCUGCAGAGCAAGAUGCGGGUGGUGUUGCGGGUGGAGGUGGAAGCUGUGAAAUUCCUCAAAGAAGAGCCGCACAGACUAGAUGCCUUGUUAAAACGCUGCAAGACUAUAACUGACACCCUCGCCACAAUGCGCAAGCAAGCAAAUGAAGGGGUUUGGAAAAAGCAGGACAACUUUUCUAGCCCCUCAUCAAAGCACAAUGACGACUUGCAAAAAUUUUCGAGUUUUGACAUUCCUACCAGUCCACCGCUAACUAUCAAUGACAUUGGAGGAGGUAACAGCCUGUCUAACUGGAGCCCUCACUCGAGCCUCAGCCGUGGUCUCGGAAACCCGUCCGGUCCUCAUAAGGACAAUCAUCCUCCUAUUCCUCACAAAGGCAAAGCCCUGGAGGAGCUGGAGCGGCGGGCUGCCGCUGACAAAGCUUUGUCAAUGGAAGUCCGACUGGCGGCAGAGCGGGACUGGGAGGAGAAGCGGGCCAGUCUUACACAGUACAGUGCUCAGGACAUCAACCGCCUGCUGGAGGAGACCCAGGCCGAGCUGAUGAAGGCUAUUCCAGACCUGGACUUUGCUGCCAAGCAGAUCAAGCCCUCUUCCAACACACCAUCAGCUCAGAACCCUCAGAGUGCGGCGUCAACAACAGAGCACCGCAGUAGCAAGCCACAAAACAAGCUUUCAGCAAAAGAGGGGGGUUCCAGGCGUGGCUCUGAUGAGCUGACAGUACCACGAUAUCGCACAGAAAAACCGUCUAAGUCUCCUCCUCCUCCUCCGCCUAGACGUAGUUUUCCCUCAUCUCCAGGAGUGACAUCUCGCAGUGGAGAGCCAUUAAUUCCUGGAAAAAGCAUAAAGAAAUCAGAAUCUGAAGAGAAUGACACUCAAAAGCCUCACAUAAAACUGAGGAGGACCAUGUCCGAAAACCCUCGCCCUGCAUCGACACCCCCAACGCUCGCCUCUGGAGAGAAGGAACAAGGAGAGGAGGAAAAGAUCGCUGCCGAGCUUGAGGGAAGGAACUUAUCUCCAGUCCCCCACAUCGUGUUGACAGAAUGCUUGCCAGACUCACUCACUACUGCAGAAAAUCCUGUCAGAGAUUUAGCAAAUUACCCUGUACAAAAUAAUCCAGCACCCAAUUUGUGCAAUCAACUUAUGGUCCACAAGAAUGUGCUUUCAAGGGGAAUAUCUUCAGAGGGAAGCGAACAUGUUCUCAAACAAGACCAAGAAAUCUCGCUGCUUCUGACAGACAUGGAGAUGAGAUGGGUGUCUCCUCACGAAGUUCAGGAACUGAAGAGGAUAGACCUUAAAACUCUAACUGUUUCAGCGCAGAAUAAGGACAUUUCUGAAGCACAGCUGAAUGAACGGCCUGUUCUUAUAGUUUUCAGGGGGGGAAAUACACUGAGAGAUACAUACAGACUGCUGUAUUCCCUUCUAGAGUCAUCCAAUCCAGUUCCUAAACCGAGAUUAAGAUCCUCCCACCAAAUCACCCAGCAACAAUCCCUAAUGGAGGCUCUAAGAAGAGGGAUUGAAACAGGGGAUGACGUGCUAAAGUUUCAGCAUGCUGAUGACGUCAGAAUACAGCAAAGUAAUUGUGAUUCUAAAGGAGGCUCACCAAGUCAGAGGAGGAUGACACAGGAGGUCCGAUUCAGCACCUACCAGAGGCUGGACAGUUUGGAGGAGACGAUUCGAGAGCUGGAGAACACCUUAAUAGAGAUCAGUAGCCAUCCUACGAGAGAGACGCUCUACACUGAGUCAACCACCAGAAGUAUUCCAGCACAGCACACUGGGAGUCUGAUGCCAGAGACCAGGAGGCCACCAGUUCCACCCAAACCAGCAUCAAUUCAGGGUGGGAAUAAUCCCAGCAUUGGUAAAAUUCAUUCCUCAGCUGCCUCAAAGCUGAAGCACCUGCAGCAAAAUAGCACAGAGAAGACUAAAAGUGGCAAGAAAGAGGACUUACAGAAGAUGCAGAGCCUGCAACAGCAGUGAGCGACCUGUCCCCUCGUCCAGCCUCUUCAGUCUCCUCCUCCUUUUCACGUGACUACAGAGAUGCACACUUAUCUGCCCACAUUACUUAACCAGCUCCUUUUACAUCUCUAGCAUUCAGUCCAAAGUUGUGCUUCUAGACGGGUGUGAGUGUGUGUUUGUUUGUGCAAGCACGCUUACUUGCACAGGUGUGUUUGAAUGCCCUGGUGACGGAAGGUGCUGCAGGGAACACUGCCCAGCCACGACCAAUUUUAGGACUUUUUAAAUUUUUCAUAAUUUCCCACUUCAACCCCCUGAAAACCUCAUCUCUCUGCGCUCCUCCUCCGCCCCCUCCUGUCUUCUGUGUCCCCGCUCUACUCCAAGGCCUUGGGGAUCAACCGCGCCGGAACCACUGAACCGUACCUGUCUGGACUGAAAGCGAGCAUUUUUUUAGCCCGAAUGCCUACUCCUGCAGCAGCUUUUGCACCUGGUUUGAGAAUGCCCCCCCAUGAGGGGACUUUGCCCUCCCUGACAGUCUCCUCCAGCCAAGCAAAGGCUCUCCUGGCGAGCCUGUCAGCCUCCGGCCUCUGCACCGAGGCCCUGCUCCUGUCCUCCGCUCUACGUCAACGCCGCCUUCUCCGGGAGCAGAGAGCAUCGUCUUCUCUUCCCAGCAGCCUGUCCUCCACCCCUACAUCCUCCUCUUCUCCCACAACCCCUACUCCAUCCCUGUCCCCUUCCUCUCCCACACCUCUUGGUUCCUUUACCUUCUCUUCUGGCGUUGUCAAACCCACCAGACGGAGACUUGACAGCCCCCAACAACUCGGCAACAGCAAGGAUGAUGACAACUCUUAGUAAUGAGUAAUAGGAGGAGGAGGACAUGGAAGAAUAUAAUUCUAAAAUUAUCUUGUCACCGAGCAAGAAUAGAUGCAUUUUUUUUUACAUGUAUUUCCUUUCAGGAUUCUGUUGUUGCAUAUUUUCUUCAUUUUUUUGUCUUACUAAUGUUGAAUGCACCAGACUCUGGAUGCUUCAUAAUCUCACUCCUUUUUCUUUUUUGGACAAGUUUCCUUCUCUCGUCUGGCUGCACGGUCUCCCACGCAGUCCUUUUGCCAGAUUCCCAAACAGAGUGCACACAAACAGGCCAGGCUUCGCUUUUCCACCAGCUGUCUGCUACAAGGUUGGUGUGGUUGGACGUGUUCUUAUAUAGUGGGCUGUUCGUGUUAUAGUUUCCAUAACUAGACUGUGUGUAUGAAAAUAGAGUCGCAAUAAUCACCAAGUGAGUCCAGUAGUUAUAUAUGUUUAGGAUAAUGUUGCUCUUUCUUACCUGCAUAACCUUGCAGAAUAAAUCUGCUGAGAAAAAAAAAAAAAAAAGACAGAUGUGAUGAACGUGGUUUUCAACUGUUUGGUGCAAAAAGGGCAUUCCUUUCUUUUCUUACAUCAACCAAGUUUUAGAUUUUAAAUCGGUGCUAUAUUUUCCCCUCUGUUAGUACUCACUGAGAGUUUACAUAAUUGUUCUCCCUCCUCUGCACAUUUCUUUGGGUUUCUAAUUUAAUGUUGCAGUUGAAAUUUUGUAUGUAUCUCUGCAAAUGAAACUCGUGCAUCUAUCAUUGUUAACAUUUCUAGCCUUUUUAAUCUGUUGGGAACAAGAAUAUUGCAGCAUUAUUCACAAAAGCACACUGUAACGAGCAGCCAUGGAUCUUCACAUUUCUGUUUGAUGUAAAGCAAGGAAACAAAGUUACACUGAAAGAAGGGGAAAUGCAAAGGAGGGUCUGUAUAACCAGUUUGGAUUUACUGUGUGUGCGGUGUAACUAGUUAAUUGACAAUCAGGAUGUUUUCACUGUAGCAUCUGACAGGUUGCCCAUCCCAAAGACUCAAGCACGCACUUGUAAAAGCUAAGCUGUACAGCACAGACACAAUGUAUGUGCAAUAGUUUUAUUUCAUUUUGUUAAUCUUUUACAAUGAUAUAUUCUAUGCUGCCCCUUGGAUGAAAUUGAUCACAGUGAUCAGAACAUUUCACCCAUAUAAAAUAGUUUCCCGUUGAUAUAGUUGCUUCAGGAUUAUCUGCUAAAAAGCACCCAUAUUUUAUCAUACAGGGGUUUGUACUUUGUCUUUGACUACAAUGAAGUGAUAGCACUUAAUUACAGUUUGAAAUCAGCACAUGUUUAGAAAUUAUGUAUUUCUUGGCGCUUGUGAGGGAAUCAGGGAAGAUUAUAAAAAUGUAAAGAAAGCACAGUUUCUUCUCAAAACACAAGACCCCUCUUUGUCAGCUUAGUUAUCAAAUAUGUUAGGAGGCUUUAAAAAGUUCAUUUACUAAAAAUGAGCGAAAUAGGAACGAUAUAACUUUACAAUUAUUUUCUUUCAUAAAAUAUGAAUGCCAGAGUCUUUCAAGCUAGCAUUUAGACACAAAAAAGGUCUGGAGAACCUUUUGCCAAGAACAUCGAUCUAGUGUACAUGUUAUUGUAAACUGGUGUGACGGUAUUAUUGCUGUUAAACAAUAUACAGAUGCAUCGCAAUAAGUGAAACUCGUAUAGAAACAUUACAAAAAGUUAAAUGUAUCUGGCUAUUAUUUCUGUUAAUUUUGAUAAUUGUGGCUUAUAGCAAUAAAGAUCCCAAAAUUCUCAAUUUUAGACAAUAGGAAUAAAACACAAGAGAAAGAGCAGAGUUAGUCUUAAGAGAACUUUGAAGCAAAUCCCAUAUUAGAGUUUAAUGGAGAUUCACUUGGUGGUGUUUACUUCACUGAAUUACAGACAUGAUCUUCUUAGAAAAAAAAAAAGAUCUUGCUGUUGUUCGGCUGUCCAGGGUCCCACUUCACAUGAAAGUCUGCUGGUAUUGGUCCAUUGUGUAGUUAUCAAGUCAAAGCCAGCACAGCCAUGGUCUGUAUCACAGCACUGAAAGAGUGAAUUGAAUUUUGGGGUUUUUUAUUAGCUGCAAACCAAACCAAGAUUAACAGAACUAUACACCUCAAUAUAUGUUACCCUGUCUUUUAGUAAAUCUUUAUGAGUUUCACUUUUUAAACUGAAUUACUGAAAUUUAUUUGCAUUUACAUGUUAUUGUUAUCACUGAGAUGUGCCUGUAUUAAAGUGUUUUUGGAUGUCUGCAAGUUGAUGCUAAAUUUUAAAAUCAUGCUUAUGAAGGAAGACUUGGUGCUAAAUUGGUUUGUUGCCAUCAGACAGAAAUUGUUGUGUAGUUGUUGCAGUAAUAAAUUAUUAUUGCAUUGUAUCCUUACUAAGGCACAUUAUAGGUAUUUGUCAAAUAACCUGAAUUAGUUGCAAAGAAGUCUACUACUUCAAUUUAGCUAAUUUUUACUUUUGAAGCUCAAAUCAUGAUGUUAAAAUUAUUUCUAAAUUCAAUAAUUAUGGUAAUUUCCUUUUUUUUGUCUCAAUUCUUUUGGGGGGAUCCAGGGUUUAAUUUUCACUUUAAGUACUGCAUUAACUCUGAUGAGCACAAAUCUAUAAAUUACACAUUUCAUCGGUCUAGUUUUGACUUUCACUAUUUUGGGUGGCUGGUGUUUUUCUGACUGCUGUUUAUUUACGUCAAAUCGCGGCGGGGGGAGUUUUUCUAAUGUAGAGCCUUCAUAAUGAAACCAUUCCAUGGCUACAGGAUCUCUGUGUUUGCCUGGAAGCUGCCUUGCCUGUUUGUUGACAAGGUUAAACGGACAGUUGCACUUCUCUGCUGUUCGCCAGAAUGGCUCAAAGAAACUGAUCCUCUUGGGCAUCGAGAUUAACACAUGUGCAAAGGCGGUUUGUGUCAGAGAGUAGGCGGCGUGAGGAGUGAGGAUUAGUUUGAGGACAUGAGUUUGAAGGCUACUUUAAUAAGGCCGGCUUUGACUCGCCCUGUCUCCAUGGAGAGCACUGGAGUGAAAGAAUGAGUGUCGGACGGAGACAGUAUCCGGCUGCUUGUUCCCCCUUGCUCUGAGUUUUCGUUCUUUUUGUGUGCGGUCUGUUGAAAUCAUUUAGCUUCAGGUUAAGAAGGUAUGAUUUCUGAUGGGGUUCAGUUCUAAGCAAGAUGUGCAAUAGGUAUUUAGCACUCUUACUCUUUUACCAAGGUAUUCCUCUUUGCCUUUGUCAUAUUUAUGCCUGUUUGUCUCCAAGGACCUGCAAUGUUUUUUCCUGGUGCCUGAAUGAUCUUGCAAGCAGCACUGACAGAAUAACACUUUUACCCAAAUAAGAGCUUCAGAAACCUGGUUUGGUUCCUGUUUUUUUGUUUCGUUUUGUGUUGUCUUAAAGAAAAAUGAAAACUGCUCGAAAGCACAAAUGUGCGAGCUCACAGCCUCAUUCUUAGUGCAUUCUGGAUCUGCAAGGAAGAUUCAAGCUUAGUUAAAAACUGAACAGAGUAAA
Molecule: messenger RNA, 9848 nt
Organism: Poecilia latipinna (sailfin molly)
Lineage: Eukaryota; Metazoa; Chordata; Actinopteri; Cyprinodontiformes; Poeciliidae
Gene: srcin1a
Product: SRC kinase signaling inhibitor 1a
Exons: 22
Coding region: 1054-5538 (1494 amino acids)
Biological process (GO): regulation of dendritic spine morphogenesis
Cellular component (GO): postsynaptic density; cytoplasm; actin cytoskeleton
Source: RefSeq, a predicted model, not a curated record